AUGGUCAAAGUUGCGUGGACACGUUUAAUUCGCUUUGUUGCGACUGAUGGCCGUACUCUACGCGGCGAGCCUAUCCUUCCGUCAGAAGAUUUCGACCUUGGUAAUGUCGCUGAGGCGGACGAUUUAAAGGCAAAAGUCAUAAUCGGCGAUGACAUAUUCGACACCACGGGCCAGACCUUUGUAACGAAUGAGAUCGUGGGGGUGAAGAAGGUCCUUGGGCCGUUGGCGGCAUCAGAGAUUCCGAUCUUGAGAUGUGUGGGUUUGAAUUAUGCGAAGCACAUCAAGGAGGCCGGGAGAGCUCCUCCCCCAUUUCCGUUCAUUUUUUUCAAGCCGAAUACUACGGUUAUUGAUCAUGAGGCGCCGAUCGUAAUACCGAAAAUUGCCCAGGAUGACCAGGCAGACUACGAAGGAGAAUUCUGCAUAGUCAUUGGGAAGGAUGCAAAGGACGUCUCCGUUGACGAUGCCCUCGACUACGUCGGUGGUUACACGGCUGGGAACGACGUCUCAUCUCGAAAGCUUCAACGAGAUCCCGAACUCGCAGGGAGGGUGCCUCAAUGGGGAUUCUCUAAGGGAUUCGACACUUUCGCUCCGCUCGGACCCGUCCUAGUAGCGCCAGCACUCAUUCCAGAUCCAUCCAAACUCCAUCUCAAGACGAUUGUGGACGAUGAGGUGCGGCAAGACGAAAGCGUAUCCGACCUGCUAUUUGACUCCAAGUACAUCAUCUCCUAUUUGAGCUCAGGUACGACGCUACAGAAAGGUAGCGUCAUCAUGACAGGCACUCCUGGUGGCGUCGGAUCUGGAUUCAAGCCACCAAGAUACCUAACACCCGGAGCGAAAGUUGAGGUCAACAUCACGAAGAUUGGAACGCUCCGAAAUCCUGUCGAGUUUGCGUGA
Exophiala bonariae is the source of this 894-nucleotide messenger RNA. RefSeq lists its product as uncharacterized. Gene Ontology annotation, molecular function: acetylpyruvate hydrolase activity. Lineage: Eukaryota; Fungi; Ascomycota; Eurotiomycetes; Chaetothyriales; Herpotrichiellaceae. The transcript is spliced from 4 exons. The record is from RefSeq and is a predicted model, not a curated record. The coding region runs from base 1 to 894 and encodes 297 amino acids.